UUGUUCUUUCGGAUAAUAAUAAAGAUUCAGACAUUCAGUUCCGUUUCAAUUGUUUUAUUAAAAAUUUGAAAAAGGUCUAGAUGGAUCACCCCUAUAUACUUACCUUUGUGAUAUACACACAUAGAUAAAACGAUUGAUGAUGAAAGCGAUUCAGAGGACUAUGAAUCGGAUGACUUUGAAUUUUUGAAUGACUCACUGGAAUUGCCGGGCCAUUUUCGAUGUGCCAGCCAUACACUGAACCUCCUGUCCACAACGGAUUUUUCACAAAUUAUAAAAAAAUACGAAAGGCUUUAUACGCGCCACAAGCAGUCGUUUAUGCGCUGUUCAAAUAUUUGGAAUAAAUGUGGUCGUCCGAAAUCGGCGGAACUAAUAAGAGAUGUGUUGUGUUCAUCACUCAAGACACCAACAGUAACACGCUGGAACUCUCUCUUUGAUAGUGUUCAAAGCCUUCUAAAGCACAAGGACAAGCUAUCGGCUUUAUGCACAACUCUAAAUGUAACGAAAUUUGCAAUGUCCGAUAUUGAGUACUUGGAGAGUUACACUAAGUUAAUGGAGCCUAUCGCAAGUGCCAUCGACUUUUUGCAGGCAGAUCAACAUAUGUACUUCGGCUACUUCAUUGCUGCCCUAAUAUCUUUGAAAAUCAAACUAACUAAAUUUCAAGAAAGCUUUGAAAUACGUGAGCUUGGUUCUGUUUGCAGCGAACUGGUAGAUUGUCUACACAAGAGAUUUCAAAAAUUUUUUGAAGGAGAUGAAGAGGCAAACUUGGCCAUCAUAGCGGCGAUGUCAUGUCCAGCUGUCAAGCUCCGAUUUUUGUCAGUGCUGCAGCGAACAGCACCCCACUUAACUGUGGAUGUUUUAAAACAUUUAUUUAUUGAGCACGCUGCUCAGUUCAUUCCCAAAUCAACCAACCUAGCGAUACAAACAACAAAAACUUUAGAACCAUCUGACUCGUUUUUGGAGUUUGAAGAUGCAAGCAUAGGGGUACCCGAAACGACUGAGCAGGAGGAGAUUCGAAGGCAGCUUGAAACUUAUUUGGUAGAUCCUAAUACUUCUCUCAACUGCCUGGAGAAUUACAAAAUUAUUAGGGAGGUGUUCCUUAAAUUUAACACUCCGAUUCCGUCCUCUGCUCCUGUAGAGCGCCUAUUUUCUUUUGCAGGGAUAGUAAACGCUCCCCGCAGAAAGAAUCUGCUUGAUUCGAAUUUUGAAAAACUUGUUCUAAUGAAAGCAAACAAUGUUCAAAGCAAUUAAAGUCUAUUAUCAGCCACAACAAAAAUAAAGGGCCGCAACUGGGGCCAUACUUAAAUUUUUCAUUUCAUAAUUUUUAACUCUUAGAGGAAACAUUAACAGAUUUAAUGCUCAUUAGUUAAGUUCCCGUUAGAGUUAGUUUAAGGAACGUCUCUGAGUGCGGCUGUAUGUAUAUCAAAUAAAUUUUGUACACGUUGUACGUGUAAGUUUUUGAAGAAAUUUGUGUUUGUGUUUAUCUUAAAGAAAUAUUGUAAUUGUAUUGAAAUACACUGUAAAUUGAUAUGUACUUAUGUUAGAAAAUAAAUGUACAUAUGUUCAAAAGCCGAUACAUUUCCAAAAAUCACUUGAAAAGGCCUAAUUACUUUACUAUAUUUGGUUUAGUGGAAAAUCUGUUGAUUCCACUACUUUUGAAUUGAUUGAAAAUUUUUUACAUUACCACUAAACUCAUUAGUGGUAGUGGAAAAAAAUUCAAUUACCACUAAAGGCAUUUAUUUUUAGUGAACAUUUUUUCAACUACCACUAACGCAUUUAGUGGUAGUGAAAAAAAAUCUGAGUCCCACUACUUUUAGUGGGAUUAGAAAAAAAUAAGCCUCACUAUAUUCAAUAUUAGUGGUACUUGAAAUUUAGUUCACUACGCCCAUGUCUGCUGCGAGAACCUUGAAAUGGAUUACAGUAACACAAAUUGGGGUAUUUAUCGUCGUUCCAUAAAAAAUGCACUAUAUAGCUUACCAACAAAUAUCAAUGAUAUCGUCUUGACUGAAGACGUUGACAAAAAUAUAGAAGUUUUCUCUAAAAGUAUAAAUGUUGCAAUCAAAAGUGCUGUCCCGCUUAAAGCACCAAAAACAAAUUUUUUAAAACUCCCUAAUUUCAUCAUAAAUCUAAUAAGGGAGAGAAAUCACUAUCGUCGUCAAUGGAGUAGAUUUAGGCAAAGGUCAGAC
Molecule: messenger RNA, 2183 nt
Organism: Rhagoletis pomonella (apple maggot)
Lineage: Eukaryota; Metazoa; Arthropoda; Insecta; Diptera; Tephritidae
Exons: 4
Coding region: 316-1248 (310 amino acids)
Source: RefSeq, a predicted model, not a curated record